AGGAGGAGGAGGCGGAAGAGGAGGAGGCGUCUGAGGGUCCUGUUUCUGUCUGUUGGUGUCAUCCUACAAGAAAUUACAGGAUGGCACAGUGGGGUGCCGUAUUCUCAAUAAUUGCAGCUCUUGGGGGAGCAGCGCUUUUAGCCUCUGUGCACAAGAUUGAUGAGGGACACACUGGAGUUUACUACAGGGGAGGGGCUCUCCUGACCGCCACCAGCGGCCCUGGUUUCCAUCUCAUGCUUCCAUUCAUCACCACCUACAAAUCUGUUCAGACGACGCUGCAGACAGAUGAGGUGAAGAAUGUACCAUGCGGCACAAGUGGAGGAGUGAUGAUUUACUUUGACCGCAUAGAAGUGGUGAACUACCUCGUUCCAUCAGCAGUGUAUGACAUAGUGAGGAACUUCACAGCAGACUACGACAAAGCUUUGAUUUUCAACAAAGUUCACCACGAACUCAACCAGUUCUGCAGUGUUCACUCGCUGCAGGAAGUCUACAUCGGCUUAUUUGACCAAAUCGAUGAAAACCUGAAGUUGACGCUACAAGAGGAUCUAACAGCCAUGGCACCUGGACUUAUCAUCCAGGCGGUCCGUGUCACAAAACCCAACAUCCCAGAGAGCAUUCGGAGGAACUACGAGCUUAUGGAGAGCGAGAAGACAAAGCUGCUGAUCUCUCAACAGACACAGAAGGUUGUAGAAAAGGAGGCAGAGACAGAAAGGAUUAAAGCUGUGAUAGAGGCUGAGAAGGUAGCACAAGUGGCAGAAAUCAAGUUUGGCCAGAAAGUGAUGGAGAAGGAAACGGAAAAGAAAAUCUCUGAAAUUGAAGACAGUGCUUUCCUGGCCCGGCAGAGAGCCAAGGCAGAUGCAGAGUUCUAUACAGCACAGAGAACUGCUGAGGCCAAUAAGUUUAAGUUAACUCCAGAGUAUCUGGAGCUAAUGAAGUACAAGGCCAUCGCAGCCAACAGCAAAAUCUACUUUGGGAACGACAUACCCAACAUGUUUGUGGACUCUGGCUCAGCAGGGAGCUCUAUCAAGGCCUCUGCAGCCAUGGACAUUGUUGGUGAGCACAUCCUUGAUCUGGAUUAGCAGUGAAAGUAGUGGGACCUACAGGAGCAUCCACUGGUGGAGGACAACCUGCUGCAGGGCAAUAGCCUGGCACAUCAGCGAGCUAGCUGGUUGACUGGCAGGUUCUCCCAGUGGCCCAGAGAAUAUCUGCUGACCUGGGCCUUUAUUUCUCAAACACCUCAGAAUCACUGCUAGAAACCACACUGGAAGACCGACUAGAAAAAUGUUUCAGCCUCAGAGCAGUGGCUUCCUCUGUUUUCCUCUGUCCUGAGAGAGAGUGACAUCCUAUCGACACCAAACUGUAAAUUAGAAGAAAAUAGCCACAAUAGUAAUUUAAACCUGGCCUUGCUGUUACUCAGCUUUUAUAGGCUGUGCAUCCAGUACAUUUAACCAGAGCAGCAAGGAUCAUAAAUCCAUAAAUACUUACAUGUCAGUACUGCAUUAUCCAUGAAUGUGAAACAUGUCCUCAUCAAGCACUCAAAGAAACCAUAAAAAUGUCAAUAGAUGUUACUGAAAAUUCUCAAUUAGGGUUAUAGGUGCAAUGAAUUGAGUUACCAAUGACCAAAAUCAUGAUUAUUCCCUUUACGUUGUUCUUGUUUCAUUAACUGAACGUUUGCUAAGUGCUAUCUCUGCGACAGUUGCAGUUUGUUUUCAGUUCUCUCAUGCCACAUAUUCAGUUGACAGUGAUACCAGUGACUGAUUUAAGACUUGAAAUUUGUUGUAAUUUUCUAAGCAAUGGGUCAGACGUGGACAACAUAAAUGAUUUUGACUAGCUGAAAUGGCUACUUUGAUUAUCAGCACGGUAGCUAGCCGAUUAAGCUAACGUUAGCUCUGUGAGUUGGUCAAAAAUGCUGCCCCCAGCUUACUUUUUAGUGUUUCCACUUGAUUCCUUUAAAACCAAGAAUCUUGUAAAAUGGUGCAUCACUAUUUACUUGAUGUCCACUUACAUGAUUUUGAGUUAAGAACUGAAGCCAAAGCUGCAAAUCCCAGCAAACAUUUGACAACUUACAAGUUAAUGAUUCAGAAAGACUUCACGAAGAAAGAGGCAGUACUGAUUUUAUAUUGCAGUGUGAAGGCAGUACGAGUACUAUUAGUAUGAUGCCUUCAAAUGUAAUAUUUGAUUAUUUUUAUGCCCAGUAUAAGAUGUAAGUUUCUCAGCUGAAGAACUUGCUCUUAUUUUCCAGUUGAAUGCUUUGGAUAUAAUGUUAGAAGAGAGUAAUCUGAAAGAGAACUUACCGCUGUGUCUGACUAACUGCAACAAGUUUGAUGGGGGUAGCUGAUAUUUCUCCAAAUCCAAUGUCUGUACUGUAAAUCAAGAAAGAAAGCACACAUGCUAGUAAUAAGCAGAGGGUGGGUUGUUUUUUGCUUGUUUUUGAAGAAUGUCUUUUCAUGCAAACUAUCAGAUUAUUGCAAUUCUUACUGUUCUGCAGAUGUGUCUGCCGGGGUCUGAAAUUUCAUGAUCAGUGGGUGUGUACCCUCUAAUUAUUGUGGUCCGUGCACGGUCAUUGCAUGUGUGGUAGUAGUGCAUAUACGCAGAAUACGUAGAUGCUGAUCUACUGUUCAUCUAUGAAACCUGUCCUCUCAGUGGACGACUAAACCGUUUUAUAAGAACAACUAUUCAUCCAUUUGCGUGUCCGUAAUCCCUUUUUACUUUUUAUGUAGCCCCAUGCACCCACUUCAGGACAAUAGCUGUUCAGUGGACGUUUUUAGUGGUCAAAUGAAAUAACUUCACAAAAAAAAUCAGUCACUCGACCUUUAAAACAAGUAAAUAGCUAUGAAGAAACCAUCUUGUUUUUUCAUAUUCUGUGUGACCAGAAGGACCAAGCAGGGCAGCUGUUAAGAUGGUAAAAAUGUUGGUUGUCGUUUUCCUGAAAGAAACACCAAAUGUCACUCUAGGGAUAGUGGGCUGGCUGUGAUUUCCCUCUGACCUGCUUGAAAAAUAUGGGCCCUGACCACAAAUGUAGACAAAACACAGGGAUCAUGAAUGUACUGUGGUAGCUGUUGAGACUCAUGUAACAUCACUGCUUUUUCUAUGGUUUGUAGAACUUCUUUGGAGCAGAGGGGUUCUACUGAUUUUUCACUGAAUUUGUGCAGUUUACAAAGCUGUACAUUUGUCCGUCUAUGUGUGUAUUUGUCACCCUGUGUAUUUGGUUACAGACUGUUUAGGUGUUAAUGUCUGUUUUCAUUCAUUUCUUUUUGAAGGCAGUGCUCAUUUUAAACGGGUUAAAUUGGAUUGUGACACACAAAAAAAAAUAGCUUUUGUAUGGUUUGUCCUAACCACAUUACAGACAUGGACAUCAGGGUCGAUCCAUCCAACAUUAGUCAUGUCCUCCCUCCUGACUCUUCACAAUCACCUGAUUUUUUUUGUACUGUAGCUUAAGUAUAUUAAAUGAAGUCAGACUAAUUUACUUUUAUACUGAAUGUUUUCUGAGUGACGGAGCCUAUAUCAGAAAAUUGUUGUGACAAACAGGAAGUAAUGGCUGGAAGAAGAGCCUUAUGCCAAGCAUCAGCAAAAAUUACACUUUUGAUAUGCCAUCAUUUGUUUUGACCAUUAAAACUAUUUUAUGUCCCAGGAUUUUGAUGCUCCAAGUUGGCUCUGGAUAAAAUUGUGCUGACCAAUAAAAGAGAUUUUGUUUUUCUCUAGAUUGUGACACAUGGAGUGGAUGUAAAAUGAAUCUGGUCGCAGUUUUGAAAUGAGCUCAUUGAUGCUUUUCACUCAAAGUUUAUGUUUCAUGAUGUAUUCUUACAUAUGGAAUGAUAAAGGCUCAAGAAUGCUGGAAAAGUUCAUGCAAAUUCAAGCGUGUGAAAUUUGAAUCCACCCCGAUGUACUCUGAGGACCUGUAACUUUCACAAGGCUCCUUCAAAUAUACUGCUUUAAGUUACUGUACUCAAAAAUUCUGCACAUUUCUGAAGGGGUCAGGAGGGAACUUUUUAGAUUUGAAUGAUUUAAUUAAGUAUGACUUAUCGCUCUUUAAUAAUACUAUUUUCAAAUAUUUGUAAUAAUUUCAUGUAUGUCCUUUAGGAACCUUUACAGGUUAUGUACAUUGAAUUGCCUUUGCGCCUUUGGCAGCACGACACACAAAGUCAGAGGAUGUGUGCUGUAGCAAUGGUAUGAUCUGUAGAAAGCAGUUAAUACUGAGGAGUUGUAACAAUCUGUGUGCAUCAAAGUAGUCUGUGGGAGUCCGUUUUUCACUGUGGACAUCUUCUAGAAAUUUUGACAGGAUGAUGACCAAAUACUAAACUCCAUUUAAUGUGUCUUUUGCAACCCUUGCUCUGUUUAACGUGUUGUCAAGCAUUUGUAAUAUUUAAAGUGGCAUUACAUCAGCAGCUGUUGAUAAAAGCUGCCUAUGCCUGAGUUAAUGACCAAAUGAAACAAUUGAUGUGUUUUCCAAAGAACCACUCAACAUUAAGAGCUGACUCAUUUAAUUUUGUAGCUCAAGGCGAAGACGGUAGUUUAAUGUAGGACAUGUUUAGGCAUUGGUUCUGGGAACUUGGUAUGCUUUUUUCUCUUAAACGAACACAUCACUACUGUGAGGAAGUGUUGCUUUAGUACAGAGAUCCAAUGACUCUUUCACCAAUAAUUUCUUAGAACGCUAUUAUUCCACCUGUUACCUGCAGCACUCUCUCAAAGUGAACCAGUUUGCUCUCUGAGCAUCCUCCAGAUGUCAGUAUUUUCAUUCCAAUUUAUCAGAUUAAUUUAGACUGACAGUGACUUAGCAACAGGUGAUUUUGCACUGAUUUCAAUUGUGAAUGUACAAUCAAGUUAUUGUCUUUUGACAAUAAAAGUACUGUGUUUUAUUCUUUGAUAAAUCAA
Messenger RNA from Acanthochromis polyacanthus (spiny chromis), 4872 nucleotides. It is a transcript of the gene erlin2, whose product is annotated as ER lipid raft associated 2. NCBI's taxonomy places the organism in Eukaryota, Metazoa, Chordata, Actinopteri, Pomacentridae. The transcript has 12 exons. The record is from RefSeq and is a predicted model, not a curated record. Gene Ontology annotation, cellular component: endoplasmic reticulum; endoplasmic reticulum membrane. Bases 81 to 1079 code for a protein of 332 amino acids. Gene Ontology annotation, molecular function: ubiquitin protein ligase binding; cholesterol binding. Gene Ontology annotation, biological process: SREBP signaling pathway.